GCUGAAAAGAAGGCCAAGCAGGAGAAGAAGGCCGACAAGAAGGCCAAGACCAAAGCAUCCAAGAUCGACGGGAGCGAUGCCGAGGAUGUCGACCUGGACGAGGUGCUGGCCGAGUACCAGCGUGCGCAGGAACAGUUCCUCAAGAUCACAGAGGUCGUGGCCGAGGGCCCGCCCAAGCCGCGGUCUGCCUCGUGCUUCCUCGCCAGCCCGUCCAACAGCAACCAGCUGCUCCUCUUUGGCGGCGAGUACUUCAACGGGGCGCUGGCGACCUUCUUCAACGACCUGCACAUCUACCACAUCGACCGCGACGUGUGGAAGACGGUGACGAGCCCCAACGCACCGCUGCCCCGGUCCGGCCACGCGUGGUGCCGCGGCGGCAACCAGGCCCAGUACGUCUACCUGUUUGGCGGCGAGUUCUCCAGCCCCAAGCAGGGCACCUUUUACCACUACAACGACUUCUGGCGCCUCGAGCCCAACACGCGCGAGUGGAUGCGCCUCGAGCCCAAGGGCAAGACCCCGCCCGCCCGCAGCGGCCACCGCAUGACCUACUUCAAGCAGUACAUCAUCCUCUUUGGCGGGUUUCAGGACACGGCCAACAGCACCCGCUACCUCGCCGACCUGUGGCUGUAUGACACGGUCAACUUCGUGUGGUUCUCGCCCACGCUGCCACCCGCCCAGCUCAAGCCCGACGCCCGGUCCAGCUUCACCCUCCUCCCGCACGAGCAGGGCGCCGUGCUGUUUGGGGGCUACUCGCGUGUCAAGGCCACCACGGGAAAUGCAGGCGGCGGCGGAGGAGGGAAGGGAAAAGGCGGCGGUGGUGGUGCGGGAGGUGCUAGGAACGUGCUACGGCCCAUGGUCCACCAGGACUGCUUUUUCCUGCGUAUUACGCCGCCCGCGUCCGAUGCUUCUGCGGCCACGCCGCCGACAGUGCGAUGGGAGAGAAGGAAGAAGCCUGCGAAUGCGCCGGAGCCGAAACGGGCGGGUGCCACGAUGGCGUAUCACAAGGGUAGAGGGAUCAUGUUUGGCGGUGUGCAUGAUGUUGAGGAGAGCGAGGAGGGAAUGGAUAGUGAGUUCUUCAAUGGGCUCUUCGCCUGGAACAUAGAGCGGAACCGCUUCUUCCCGCUCACGCUGCGGAAGCCGAGGGCACAGAAAAAGGCGACUGGUAAUGAGGAGAGGGUCGGACGGCGGGGUCGUGCCCAGGCCAAGGAGGAGGAACUGCUGCGGCAGCUUGCCGCACUCGAGACGGGCAAGAGCAUCGAGGACGCCGAGGACAUGGCGCUGGACAAGAAGGAAGCCGAGGAGAGCAAUGAUGACGAAAAGCCAGUGCGCGACAUGCCGGUCACCAUGGAGUUCCCGCACCCGAGGUUCAAUGCCCAGCUCGCGGUCCAGGACGACGUGCUGUAUAUCUACGGCGGCACGUUUGAAAAGGGCGACCGGGAGUUUACGUUUGACGAGAUGUAUGCAAUCGACCUCGGGAAGAUGGACGGGUGCAAGGAGAUCUUCAGCCGGCAGACGGAGGACUGGAUUGUGAGUUCCUCCUCGAGUGACGAUGAGGAGGACGAAGACAUGGAGGAUGAAGAGGAUGAGGAUGAAGACGUUGAGAUGCAGGAGGAAGACAACGAGCAGCCCAAGUACACGGCCAGCAAGCGCAAGAAGAAACAAGGCGAAGUGGCCAGUAUGGAUGCAGACACCGCCUCGGAGGUAUCGACACCAACAAGUGCUACUUUCGAGGAAGAAGAAUCCGAGGCAGACACGACCGUCACAUCAGUAGACGAUGGACUACCGCAUCCUCGGCCCUUUGAGUCGAGAAGAGACUUUUUCCAACGCACAUCAGCAGAAUGGCAGGAAGUGCUCAUGACCAGCCUGCGGUGGAAGGGCAUCAAGCCCGAGACGCUAACGAUCAAGGAGAUCAAAUCGAGGGCCUUUGAGCUGAGCGAGGAGAAGUGGUGGGACUGCCGGGAGGAGAUUACGGCCCUUGAGGAUGAGCAGGAAGCUGCUGGUAUCAGUGAGAUCAUCUCGUUGGCCGACCGGGGAGGAGGUGGUGGCGGCGCUGGU
Molecule: messenger RNA, 2055 nt
Organism: Cryphonectria parasitica EP155
Lineage: Eukaryota; Fungi; Ascomycota; Sordariomycetes; Diaporthales; Cryphonectriaceae
Product: galactose oxidase
Exons: 4
Molecular function (GO): protein binding
Source: RefSeq, a predicted model, not a curated record